Molecule: messenger RNA, 3989 nt
Organism: Salmo salar (Atlantic salmon)
Lineage: Eukaryota; Metazoa; Chordata; Actinopteri; Salmoniformes; Salmonidae
Gene: angel1
Product: angel homolog 1 (Drosophila)
Molecular function (GO): 3'-5'-RNA exonuclease activity
Source: RefSeq, a predicted model, not a curated record
UUAAGCAGGUCAUUCAUACGAGCCUUAAAGUCCAAUUAUAAUCCAAAAGUAGUGUGAAAUGCACUAAUUAGCUGGCAUUCCAUAAGAACUCGCGUGUUUUGCCACCACCUCGUGCAGCACUGUUUACAAACGCAUAAAAGGAGUCUAUAUUCCAACGUGCAGUUUUCUUGUUAUCACUAUAAUGAAGUCUGCCACUGAGAUGGUUGUAGUGUAUGAUUAUUAUUUUUUUUAAACAAUUAUACAUACUUCAUGUGAGCAUAGCAGUGAGGGAAUUCGAUUAAUCUGGCCCGGGUGAAAGUUGAUUGCAUUUGUUUUGAAAUUGGGCUGCCUCUCGGGCAUGAGGAACUGCGAACUCGGAGAAAAAACGAUGUAAAAGUCGGAGUUCUACAAAGAUUUUCCGACUUGGAAUUCCGAUUUGGAUGACUAUUCAAAACGAUUUUCCCAGUCGGAACUUUUUUCGCCAAGUUCCCAGUUGUUAAAGGUUAAAUACAAAAUGAACGCAUUUAAAUCAGAAGUCGGAGAUUUCCGAGUUCCUAGUUGUUUUGAAUGGGGAAAAUGCCCACGCUAAAUCGUCUCAAAACAAAAGUGACAUGUAAUGAGUAGGAUUCUUAGUUUUUUCAAAAGUGAUUGCUUUUGAUAAAUCGCGUAAUCUGCCUUCCAAAUGAAAACGAGUUAGACAAUUAAAACAUAUUUUAUGGAAAUAGACGUUUUGUUGAGAACAUGACCGCGUGGCGCAGAUUAUUGUUCGAUUUGAGAAGUGUGUUAUGCGUUAACAUUUAGACUACGUUACCCAGCAGGCUAUGCGGGUGGGUGAAGAAAGCCUUGCAGGGCAAAACAUGGAGUUUUCUAGUUGAAGUAUAUGUUCAUUAAAAGUAGUUAAACCUACGCCCCGGUUUGUCAUUAUAUAAGGAACAUACAUAACAAGAAGGGCACUCAUCUCGUUCAUAUCACGGGCCAUAGACCGGUGCCCCGCGGCUCGGCAUGAUCGGGUCCGCCCAAUCAUUGGAGCGGAGCAUGAUUGGGAGCCUGAUAUUUUACGGGCUUUACCCGUUAACACGGCUUAUAAACUGCGUCACAGAACCCUUGAAAAAGGGUCCCUCUGUGUCCAUUAAUGGCAAGAAGGUGUGGGAUGGUGAAGUCCCUUCCAAAAGAUUUACUAAAACGCAGGCAGGCCUGCUGGAUCUGUGGCUCAGUACAAGCAGCGGGCCCCCAAAGGCCAAGAAGGAUCCCGGGAGAGUGACUGGGGAAUGGUUGAAGGAGAACGGUGCACUAGAAAAGGAGAAGAGUAAAGAGGCAGAGAUGAAGAAAAGCACUGUGAAAGAGGUGAUGGGGUCUGAACCAGAGAAAGACAGGAAAGAGCCUGUAUUAGUAACUCUGGAGGGUCGGCUGCUUGGUGGAGUGAAGGAAGAUGAGCCAGAGGUGAGAGACGGCGUGGAGGAGGACGGGGUCAGAGAGGAAGGUCAAAAGCAGCAGGACCAGGAGCAGACUAUCCUCUACUCAGAGAAGCUCAUGAGGGAUGAUGGCGUGCAGGAGGCUCCCUGUUCCCCCACAGAGGAGUCUGAGAACAGUAACCCAGCGCUGGAGCUAACAACAGAGACAUCUGAAGUACAGAAUCCAUCAGUCAAGGACAGCAGGACAACAGACGAUAAAGUGAUGGUCCAUGUCCAGUUAGAACAGAUAGUGGAAAAGAUGAGCAUGGGAGAGUCAGUAACCAAGGCCCAGAUGCAAAAACCGAAGUGGGAGAGCCAGACUGCAGCUGGACUAGACUUGAGCUCUUUUGUAGACCCACAUGCAAGCACUAGUGAAGUGCCUGCUGAGAUAUGGGAUCCUGGGCUGGACCUGGUCUCCCUUCUCUGUGAGGCAGAGGCCCAGACACAGCCGUGGGAGAGUAGGGCUCAGCCCCCACCCAGGGGCUGGCAUUUCCCCAUCGGCCCUGGCCUGGAAGAGGUGUUGUUCUGCCCUUCCACAGCGUUCCCAAGCAUGAGCUACUACCCACAUUCACUGGAGAGAGAGACCUUCGAAGUGGUGUGGAGAGUGUGGGAGGAACUCAGUGAGACCCACACAGCGCCAGAGCCUCCCCAGAGGACCCCCUCAGAGCCCCGGCCCCUGUUUGACUUCACUGUGAUGUCUUACAACAUCCUGGCCCAGGACCUGCUGGAGGCCAACCAGGAGCUGUACACACACUGCCCUCUAGGGGUGUUGAGCUGGGAGUACCGCUUCCCAAACCUCACACAGGAGUUCAAGAAAUGGGAACCAGAUAUCCUGUGUUUGCAAGAGGUCCAGGAGAACCAUUUUACAGAGCAACUCCAUCCUGUCCUUCGUGACAUGGGCUACACCUGUGUUUACAAGCGGCGCACCGGCACCAAGACUGACGGCUGUGUGGUUUGUUACCGCAGCAACCGUUUCUCCCAGGUGUCAGAGAGUCUGCUGGAGUUCUACAGGCCAGAGUGUGAGCUGCUGGACCGAGACAACGUGGGCAUUGUCCUGCUGCUCCAGCCAAUUAUCACACAGGGGUCAGAAGUCACUGCCAAGGGCCCACCCCUCUGUGUGGCAACCACCCACCUCCUGUUCAACACCAGGAGGGGUGACGUGAAGCUGACCCAGCUUGCAAUACUGCUGGCAGAGAUCGACUACAUCGUGAGGAACUGCAAGGUGAAGGGAGAGCACUGCAAUGUUGUUCUAUGUGGGGACUUCAAUGCGCUUCCCAACAUGCCACUGUACCAACUGAUCACGACAAGACAGCUUUACUAUCAUGGUCUACCUGCCUGGAUGAUAUCAGGUCAAGAGGACCUGUCCUACAACAUCCAUCAUAGGAGGGUAUUCGCUCCCCUUUGGCCAAGCACCGUGGGCAUCGAUGACAACUGCCAGUACACAACUGUAAAUGACCCAAAGAGUCAAGUCACGUCAACCCAGAGUCCAGAACGGAACCUGCAGUACAACCAUGGCUACCUGCGUCAGCUGCGUUUCUGUGAGGCUGCCUGUGUCCGGCCACAGGACCUGGAGCUCAUCCCAGGGGUCACUGACAACACACCUGAUCCUGAGGACAAGCAUCCUUAUACAACAAGGUUCAGACAGACCAUCUCCCAUUACCUGAACCUGCGGUCAGCCUACGGCCACUUCAUCCCUGGAACAGACCGUGCUGAGGUGACCACGCUGCACUCCGAGGUAGGAGCUACGGUCGACUACAUCUUCUACUCUCCAAGGCGUGGCAUUUCUGGUGCUGAUCAGAAAGGUGGAGGUCAACGGCAGAGCGAAGGUCUGAAGCUGCUUGGUCGGCUCUCCCUCCUACCAGAGGAGGACCUCUGGUCAAUGAACGGUUUACCCAAUGAAAUGUUCCCCUCGGACCACCUCAGUCUCCUGGCCAAGUUCCAGCUGGACCUGAAUCCUGUGUGAUUUGGGCUGUCUAUGGUCAAUGAAGAAUCAGGAGGACAGAUUUCAAGCAUUUAAAUUUUUUUGUUCAAACCUUACAUGAUUUGCCCAUGGCACAAUUCCAUGUUUAAAAGUGAAUAAUUGUACUUACUUGGUUCCUGGGGCUCACAGAGAGUUUUGAGUCCCAUCUAAUACUCUGCUUGUUUCCUACCUGAAGAAAAACUACUCAGCCCAAUUUCCAGAGGAGAUGGGAUGUCAUCUGAAUGAUUAUUUUUGUUUACAUGUAUAGAGGGCUGGGGGAAAAAAGAACCAAAAAGGUUAGAUUCAGUUGGAGUUUAUUUGACAAAUGCUCUUACUGUUAAGAUAUGAAUACAAGAAGCUUUUAGAUGUAAACGUUUUUUUAAUGGGGAUUAUGUUUACUCAGUUUGUUCACAAUCUGCUACACUGGUAAAUUGGAACAUUCGUCUUAAAACAUUUACAAACUGUGAAAUAAUUGAAUGUCAAUGUUUUCUAUUUAUUUUGUUGUUUUUCCCCUUAUCCUCUGGCUUUGGGCCUGUCAGUAUUAUUUGUUCAAAUGGUAGAAAUCUUGAAUAAAUCUAACAAUAGCUUGGCAGUACUAA